UUUGUGAGGGCAAUUGAACGACACCUUGAAGGACGCCAACUGGAUUUCGGCAAUAGGGCCACAUUCGCGACAUCAAUCCCGACGACUGCGAACAACAAGCCUCGACGACAACCACGAUUACGGCGCCGCGCGCGCGUCAGAUGCGACACCGGAGAGAACAUACUUCAUGGCGAUUGAGGCAUAGAUAGCAAGAGGCAGAAGGAUUGCCAAAGCGCAUUCCCAGCGGUCUUUUGCCGUCACUAGUGACCGAUCCAGCAUGAACUGCGCUUCUUUCAACCUCCCCGAAGGAGGCAUUCUCCAACUCCCGAAUGGCGAGAUCAUUACGCUUAGCGCUCCGGCCGCCUUCAAACCGCCAUCCUGUGGCCUCGCUCUUCGUUCCGUUCCCAAUAUCAUUGCUUCUGGUGGAGGCGUAGGGAGGACUGGAAGUGGCAGCAUGGGACUGAAAGCAGAUGACGACUCCCACUUUUCGGACUGGCGUGAUCCGUUCUAUGCGUCGACAUUUCCGCAAUGCUACGCUCUUGCGGCGACGACAAUUAUCGCAUAUACCUUGGUUAUCAUGCUCUUCAUCACACCGAGGUCAUUUCUCGAUGGCGGAGUGGUUGUUCUGGGACGCAAGGGGUUCACAAACGGCGGCGGCGGCACCAGUAUCGGCGGACGUCCUUGGUUGCAGAAAGUUGCAGCCCUCUCGGUCGCCAUCUCACUGACCAUCGCCAACGCAGCUACGUUUCGCGUCGCCGAACAACAGUAUUCCUGGGGGGUCCAGAACGCCACACAACUACAAGAAGAUGUCCUUGGUGGGGCCGAACUCAAAAUCAUCCGCAUCAUAUCCGACACGUUUCUAUGGCUCGCCCAAGCGCAAACUCUGAUUCGUCUUUUCCCGCGUCAGAGAGAAAAGGUGAUUAUCAAAUGGACGGCUUUUGCGCUCAUCACGUUAGACGUCAUUUUCCAAUCACUCAACAGCUUCAAGUAUGGUGGCUCCGACCUUACACGGCCCAAGUUCACCGAGGCUGUGCCGGCUCUCAGUUACCUGUUCGCCCUCGCCCUCGGAGUUCUCUAUGCUGCUUGGGUGUUAUACUACUCGGUUAUGAAGAAGCGGUACGCGUUUUACCACCCCUUGAUGAAGAACAUGAUCCUCGUGGCUGCCCUGUCCGUGGUCUCCAUCCUCGUUCCUGUUGUGUUCUUCAUCCUCGAUAUUUCGAAGCCUGAUUUUGCGGGCUGGGGAGACUACGUCAGAUGGGUGGGGGCUGCUGCAGCUAGUGUCAUUGUCUGGGAAUGGGUAGAGAGAAUCGAAGCAUUGGAAAGGGAAGAAAAGAAGGAUGGAAUAUUGGGAAGAGAAGUCUUCGAUGGGGACGAGAUGCUCGAGGCAUCACAGUCGGAACAUGCCUGGCCAAAGAGGAGGAGAAAGGGUUCGGGCGGUUCAGAUUCGCAAGAUACGGAAAGUGGUGGAGGUGGAAAAGAUGGCGGAUCAAGCCUGUGGAGGUUCGGUGUUUGGCCGAAGAUUAGCAACUUGACAUUAAAGCACCGGAGCGAGCCCAGCUCCAAAACCGAGCCCAAGCAGGGAAGUUCGCCGGUGGCGGAUACUACAAACGACGACGAGAUCCCACGGUUCUUACCACCGCCGUUAUGGCCCGCACGACCAACUCCGGCAGCCACACCAGUGAGCCGGACGGACACUACUAGUGCCGCGAGUACCAUAUACGCUGUCAGGUACAAUACCAUGACAGAACCGACAUCGUAUGGGACGCCACUACCGGCACACAAUAUGGGGCGUUUGUCGGGAAGCGAGAGUCGUGGUUCCAGUCGACAUAGAGACUAUGGGAGCACAAGUCCCGGCUCAGCGCCUACUCAGGAUGCCCGCUCAACACAAAACUCCCACGUGGGGGUAGAAACGCCAUCGGCAGGAAACAGGUGGCACGCACUUGCCCCAGCGAUUUCGAGCCGGGAUUUCGUGACGCGUUCGGAGCCACGAGGCAGUAAGAUGCAGCGCGACGAGAAUUCUCGCUGGGACCUCCGCGCUAGAGUCGACGAGUUCGCAGCAACCCAGGCAGAGAAGCUACGCGAGAAGUUCCGGCCGACGCUGGAUACCAACAACUUGCCUGUAACCGUUAUCCCUGCGCCGCCGCGCAGCGGCGCCGCACUCGCCCAGCUUCGUGAGGACGAAGAGCUCAAUCUCUCAUCAAGGGAGGGGACGGUCAGGGAAGAAAGCCGGAAUAGCAACGCUUCGGGAACGGUGACUGCGGUAGAGGUGACCCAUACCCCGACACAAACUACGUUUUCUCCUCCACCACGAGCGGCAAGCAGCGCCAUGAGCACAGCGCAAUUGUCACGGCCACGGCUCAGUCCAAUCGUCACUCAGGGUUCUUUUACCAACAACCGGUAUAACCACCUGCCUGUGACGGUGAUACCAGCUCCACGGCGACAGGACUCAACCAGAGCACCAUCGCAGCCGCAGUCACCGUCGUCAGUUGCUCUGGGUAAGCAACCGGCGAGAAGCAACUCGACAACGACACCGUCUCCUUGACACGGGCGGGUUGGCGCGCGUUUCCAUCUAGGUAUCCAUGGGCGUUUUUUGGGAUUGUUUCUAUGUUAGUUUUCUAUAGGAGAUACCACUUGUUAUUGCACUGUUUUGGCGUCUAGCGAGGAUC
This is a messenger RNA of Neurospora tetraspora, 2645 nucleotides long. RefSeq names its product pH-response regulator protein palH/rim-21. Gene Ontology annotation, biological process: cellular response to pH. The record is from RefSeq and is a predicted model, not a curated record. NCBI's taxonomy places the organism in Eukaryota, Fungi, Ascomycota, Sordariomycetes, Sordariales, Sordariaceae. The transcript has a single exon. The coding region runs from base 257 to 2521 and encodes 754 amino acids. Gene Ontology annotation, cellular component: plasma membrane.